Rhizopus microsporus ATCC 52813 is the source of this 684-nucleotide messenger RNA. RefSeq names its product C-8 sterol isomerase. NCBI's taxonomy places the organism in Eukaryota, Fungi, Mucoromycota, Mucoromycetes, Mucorales, Rhizopodaceae. The transcript has a single exon. Gene Ontology annotation, cellular component: endoplasmic reticulum. The record is from RefSeq and is a predicted model, not a curated record. Bases 1 to 684 code for a protein of 227 amino acids.
AUGACAACCUCAAAGGCACAAGAAACCAAGAAGGCUUCCUGCUGGACCAAGGUUCUUUUCAUUCUCACACUGCUUUCUGCUCUCUUUGUGGGUUUGGACCAAAUCAAACAUCAAUGGUAUAUCUUUGAUCCAGUCGUACUUCAACAAAUAGCUCAGGCCAAUAUUGAAAAGUACGCCGGUAAGAAUGACACAAAGGGUAUGAUGGAAAACAUUGCCCUUGAUUUAGAAGCCAAGUAUCCUGGACAUAUCAACUUGAAGGAAGAGUGGGUAUUUAACAACGCAGGCGGUGCCAUGGGCUCCAUGUGGGUCUUGCACGGCUCUAUUACCGAAUAUGUGAUUAUCUUUGGUACUCCCGUAGGUACUGAAGGACACACUGGUCGUUUCUUUGCCGAUGAUUACUUUAUCAUUCUCGAAGGUGAACAAUGGGCUUAUUCUGCAGGACAAGUGAGUCGUGAAGUGUACAAGCCAGGAGAAAUGCAUCUUUUAGCCAGAGGUAACUGUCAACAAUACAAGAUUCCUGAACAUGCCUGGGCUCUUGAAUAUGCUCGUGGAUGGAUUCCUACUAUGCUUCCAUUUGGAUUUGCAGACACUUUCUUCUCCACCAUUGAUUUCCCCACUCUCGUCAAAACGGUCGGUAUCUACACUAGAUUGAUUGUCUCCGAGUUGCUCCAAGGAAAGAUUUAA